Molecule: messenger RNA, 1275 nt
Organism: Vigna unguiculata (cowpea)
Lineage: Eukaryota; Viridiplantae; Streptophyta; Magnoliopsida; Fabales; Fabaceae
Molecular function (GO): zinc ion binding; nucleic acid binding
Source: RefSeq, a predicted model, not a curated record
AUGGUUGUGGCCAUGAGAAGAACUCGAACGAGGUUUCCUGAUGUACUUAUUAUGCAUGGUGGUGGCCAUGUGGAGGGAAGUUACAUGUGGCGUGCUAGAGCUAUGGCAAAUAGGAGGAGGAGGAAUAAUGCUGGGGUUAAUGAGAUCGCGCAGGCGAUACAUCGGAUGGUAGAUGUGAUGCAGCCCAUUGCAAUGCAACCUCGAGCCGUGGUAGCACCCACACGUCCGGUGUCGAUGGAGGAUUUUAUGAGGCAUAAGCCCUCAAAAUUUGCGGGCAAAUCUUCUCUAGAUGAAGUCGAUGCUUGGCUUAAAGAGUGCGAGAAAAUCUGUCGGGUGAUUGAUUGCACAGAUGCCCAGAAGCUCUCAUUCAUAUCUUUCCUGUUGAUAGCUGAUGCGGAAUACUGGUGGGCAGGCAUGCAGCAACUCAUGCAGACUCGGGGUGAAGAGGUUACCUGGACUUCCUUCAGGGAGAGAUUUCUGGAAAAAUAUUUUCCAACCAGUGCCAGGCAUGAGAGAGAGGCGGAAUUCCUCAUGUUCCAGCAGGGGAACCUGACUGUGCAGGCAUACACAGACAGGUUUGAAUAUUUGGCCAGGUUCUACACACCUACUGUUACCGAGGAGUGGAGGUGCCGAAAAUAUGAGGGCGGGCUGAAACACGAGCUGCGCCGCUUUAUUGUACCUCUCUGGAUCCGGGAGUUCCCAGUUUUGGUGGAGCAGGCCAAGGCUGUAGAGCAGCUGGAGAUGGGGCCCAGCAAAGGGGCUCGACCACAUAAGACUACCUCUGAUUCACGGCAGCAGAAGAAGCCGUAUGAUAGGCCACAAAGCUCGGCUAAGAAACUACAGUGCUACAACUGUGGUGAGGAGCAUUAUCGGAGGGAUUGUCCAAAACCCUCAGGCAGUUCCAGUGGUGGUGGUGGUGGUAGCACUGGCAAGUGCUACGAUUGUGAUCAGACGGGCCAUUUUGCACGACACUGCUCGAAUAAGAAACCAACUAGAGGUGCAUUAGCGAAGAAACCAGUAGGGGAUCGACCUAGAGCCCCUGGUCGUGUUUUUGCCUUGACGACUACCAAGGCCGCCCAGUCAGGUAACCUAGUGCAGACUACUUGUUUUUUAGUUGACCAUGAGGUUGUUGUGCUGUAUGACUCAGGAGCUACCCAUUCAUUCGUAUCCAAUGAAUGCGUGAGGAGGCUCGGUCUAAUGAUGCGAGAGCUGGCGUGCGAGUUAAUUGUUGCGAUUCCAGCGUCUGGAGAGGUAUCCACCACGUCUGUUUGUUGA